This is a messenger RNA of Paramecium sonneborni, 3598 nucleotides long. NCBI's taxonomy places the organism in Eukaryota, Ciliophora, Oligohymenophorea, Peniculida, Parameciidae. The record is from the annotation of a GenBank genome assembly.
AUGGUGGCAAUACAUGGUAUUUCUGAAGAGAUAUCAACAUCAUUUUCUGAUAAUAGCUUUUAAGAGGCAGAUGGUAUUAAUAAUUGAAUAGAUAAUAGAUUGGGUAGUAAUAGGUGGAUAGGCAUAGUUUACAGAAUGCAUGGGGACAAGAUUAUUUGGAGGAUAUAAUGCGUAUGGGAGAAAUAUCGCAAUAACGAAAAUAUUUUCUCUUCCACCUCAUUCUUAAAUAAAUUUACAAGUAUAAUUUUGGAAGUAAAAGUAUAUGAUAAUAAUAGAAUUGAUGAAUGGGAUGGAGAAACUGCUUAUCUUUUCGUUGACUUUAAAGUAGCGUGGACUAAGAGUUACACAGCUAGUGAUGGAGUUUAAUAAUGUGGAUAAGGGGGAAGUUUUAAUGAAGUAACAGAGAAUUUAAACUUAAAUAUUUAACAUAGUGGACCUACAGUAGUAGUUGUAUUCACAACUAAUUUAGAUUAAGAAGCAAGCAAUGUAAAAUAUAUUAAUAUAUAUUUAUAAGGAAUCUUGGGGUUUUAGAGAUUUCAUAAUAUCAGUUUAGAAAUGCCCAGAAGGAUGUUUGAUUUGUUAAGUUAAUGAUACAAUAUUAAAAUGUUAUGUUUGGAAAUUAAUUUCUACAAGUUGGAUAUCAUUGGAUAUGAAUGGAAUAUAGAUUGAUGGUUGGAAUGUAAUUUCUGGGGUUUCAGAAGCAACUAUGUGUGGAGGUUAAUUAUAUAAAUAAUAUAUUUUAGCUGCUCCAUUAUUUGGAGGAUUUAAUAAAACUGGAACUGGAACUAUCAUUAGUAAAACAUUUUAUGAUAUUCCACCACAUUACAAAUUAACAUUCUAAGUAUUAUUCACUAAGAUGGAUUCAUGGGAUAAUGAAAUAGGUAAAAUUUUAAUUGAUGAUAAUAUUAUUUGGCAAAGAAAUUUUUGGGCUUUUGAAGGUUAUGCAGUUAAGAUUUGUGGUGAUUCUAAUCCUAUAUAUAAAACUAUGUUUGGUAGAAUUGAAUAUGAAGUAUAACACAAUAGCAAUUAAGCAUAAAUAAAAUUUUUAAAUACACUUGAUGAACCUAUAUUUGCAGAGUCGUUUGGAUUAAGAGACUUUGCUUUAUAUUAUGGUUCAUGUACUGAUAAUUGUGCUCUAUGUACAGGACCAAGUGGAUCUGAAUGUUUAAGUAAAUAUUUAUAUUUAAUUAUUAGCGUGUUCAAAAGGAUCCUACAAUACUGGGGUUAGUGAUAAAAUUUGUUAAUGUAUUUGUUAUUUCUUUAAAAUCAUUAGUAUGUUAUCGAUCAUGUUAUUAAUGCAAUGGCCCUACUAAUGAAGAUUGUACUGAUUGCGGAGAUAUCUAAAUAUAUUUUAAAUAACUUAUUGCUGGAUAAUGUAUAUGUACUAUUUAAACAAUUGAAUAUAAAUAAGAUGAUGGAACAACACUUUGUUUACGUAAUUUAAUAUCAUUUAUUAUUUAUUUAUAGCUUGUCAUCCUAGAUGUUGGAAAUGUUAUUAACCAUUAGAUAAUUCAGAUAAUCAAUAUUGCACGAUGUGCAUAGCAGGAUAAAAUAGAAUAGUUUCUGAUGAUCUUAAAUGUGUUUGUAGAACUGGUUAUGGAAAUGAUGGCAUUUCUGAGGAUUGUUUCAGUAAAUAUCAUCUUCUAAGUCAUCUAUUAUAGAAUGUCAUUAUACAUGUCAAGAUUGUAAAGGACCAUUAGCCACAGAUUGCACUUCUUGUUAAUCCUCUUCUAAUCGUUAUUUGAGUCUAGAUAAUUAGUGCUUAUGUAGUAAAUCAUAUAUUGACACAGGUAUUGAUGAUGCAAUUUGUUUAUGUAAUCAUAUUAUCUAUAAUCUAGAUAUUUGCGAUUUUACAUGUUCUGGUUGUGAUAUCCCAGGAGAGGAUAAAUGCACAAGUUGUCCAUCUACAAGAUAGCCUGAUAGAUAAGAAACUACUUUUAAAUGCUUAUGCAAAGAUCCACAUUAUUUUAGUGAUAAUUAAUAAUUAGAAUGCUUAGAAUGCCAUUCAACUUGUUUAACUUGUAAUGGCACCUAUGAAAAUAACUGUUUAACUUGUGAUCUUACUUAUCGAUAAUUAGUAAUGUUUAAAUGCAUUUGUCCUUUUGGAUAUUACGAUGUUGGUAAUAUACUUUGUUCUCGUAAAAACAUUAAUUAUUAAAUUAAUAGCAUGUUAUUAUACUUGUAUGACUUGCUUUGGUCCAGAAGAAGAUUAAUGUAUUACAUGUGCUAUUAGUAACAACAGAGAAAUUAAAGCUAAUAAAUGUGCUUGUCUUGAUAAAUAUAUGGAAAAAGAAGUUGGUGAUAUUAUGUGCUAUAGUAAUAAAUCUUAUGUUAUUUAAUAGAGUGUUCAUAUCGAUGUGCAGAAUGCAGUGGUACAAUAGAUAAUUGUAUAUCAUGUCCUGCUUUUUCUUUCAGAGAUCUUGGAAUUGACAAAACUUGUUCUUGUCCACCAAAAUCAUUUGAUCAAAUUGACAAUCCAAUUUGCAUAUGUUUUUAAUAAAUUCAUAAUAGUUUGUCAUAAUACUUGUUUAACAUGUAAUGGAAAAGAAUCAAAUUAAUGUGUUUCCUGUAAUGCUUUGAGUAUGAGAUAAUUAGACUCUUAAGGCUCAUGCUUAUGUAUGAGUAAAUACUUUGAUGUUGGAUUAUCUGAAUGUUAAGGUAUUCAUAAACGUAAUUUUUAAGCAUGCAGUCCCCUUUGUUUGAAUUGUGUAAAUUCUGCUGAAAAUUGUAUUUCUUGUAAAUCAGAUAGAUACUUACAAGAAAAUACAUGCGUAUGUUAAUCAAAAUUAUAUGGAGCAACUAUUAGUAGUUAUUAAGUUUAAGGUAAAACUAAAAUUGAAUGUCAAAGUAAUCUAUAAUUAUCUAUCUAAUUUAGAUUGUCAUUACUCUUGUUUAAAUUGUAAUGGAAUUACAUCUAUAAAAUGUACAUCUUGUUUAGAUAGUGAAAUGAGAACAUUUUAGAACAAUAGUUGUAAUUGUAUUCCUCAUUAUUUUGAUAAUGGAAAUCCAAAUUGUUAAUGUAAAAUUUAAUAAUUAAUCGAAGAAUGCAAUUAUCGAUGUAAUACAUGCUAAGGAUUAGGAACUAUUUGUUUGAGUUGUAAUGCAAAUAGUUUUAGAAAACUAAUAAAUUAAUAAUGUUUAUGUGAAGUAGGUUAUUUUGAUGAUGGAUCAAAUCAUAUUUGUUAAAGUAUAUUACAUUUAUGAAAUUAGAAUGUCACUAUUCAUGUUCUUAAUGUAGUAUUCUAUCUACAAGCUGUGAAGCAUGUUCAUAAAUAUCAAAUAGAUAAUUUAAUUCAAUUUUAUCUACAUGUGCUUGCUCUAAUUCUUAUUAUGAUUCUGGAAUUGAAGUUUGUUAAAAAUGCCAUUAUUCCUGUUUAACUUGUUUUGCUUUUGGUGCUUAAUUUUGUAAUUCUUGUUAGGAAAUGACGACUUCUUUAAGAGUAUUAAAUGCAGGAGUUUGCUAAUGUUUAAAUGGAUAUUAUGAUGAUGGAGUAAAUAAUAAUUGUAAAAAAUGUUUAAUUUAAUGUUUGACAUGUUAAAAUACUGCAGAUUAUUGCACAUCUUGUACAACAACUACUAGACAUUUAGAUGGAAAUAC